GUCGAUUCUGUGAAGGUUCCACACUUUGAAUCACUCUUGAAAGCUCAAUCAUUCUGACCUCCGCGAUCAUCGGGUGCACCGUUGUACGCACAACUGAGUCAAAGAAGUGCACUCUUCACCUUGAUGAUACGUCCUCGUGAACGACAACGCUGCCAAGUUUCAUCUCGACCAUUGUUAUCGGCAGAUCCAAGCUGACUUGACUUGUUCUCCCUGUUAACAAGCACAUUGAGCAUGUUAAGAUCAAGAACCCGCGUUGGACCAAGCCCAUUGUUCGACUAUUGGGGAAAGGUCUUCGCCUAUACUGACCCGCAAAUGACUCUAAGCAAGGCUGUGGCCCCCCAUUGUGCUCUUGACAUCUUGCUCCUCGCCUCUCCUCAUCCUCCGUGUCUCCCCUCACCGUGCCUAUAACAGUGACUCUCGCCGCCCAGAAACCGUCUCCCAUGGCUGAUUCUCGCCUCUCCUCGUUCGCAUUGCCCUUGAGUUACAAUUGGAUCACGCCUUCGGGCAGUCUCCCAAUCCGCUUGCCGCCAUCAUCAAUUUCGUCUGGACUCGCUGGCCAGUCGCACCGGCGGAACCUGUCUUCAAUCGAGACUCUGAAUGCCGAGAACAGUGACGGCCAGGCUCCGGUCGCUGUGCGUCGUGGUUCCUGGCCUCCUGGGCCGGAGGUUUCUCGGGACGUGGCGCCGCAAGAGCCGCAGCGCGAAUAUAGCCUGCAUGUCAGCGAUCUCAGUCCAGACACGUCAAAUAGUGACUUACUUGCGGUAUUUCAAGAUCCACGACUCGGUCUCCGCAUCGAUAGACCGCCUAGACUCGUGCGGCCGUUCCCGAGCUGCAAGAGUGCCAAAGUGAUGGUCGAUGCGGAAACGGGGAUCAGUCGCGGAUUCGGGUUCGUCAGAUUCGCCGAAGAGGCUGAUCAGCAACGUGCGCUGGUCGAGAUGCAGGGGAUGUACUGCUUGUCGCGUCCGAUGCGCAUUGCUCUUGCCACCACGAAGCCGUUGUUUCCAGCCCCCACAGCGCGUGUUCCCGGUGCACAUCGAAACACUGCCGGCCCCUUGCAACCUUCCAAUCGCGACAUCGGCGGGCGAGCUUGGAACCAAGAAUGGGAGCAGGCCCGCAGCAUCUCGGGAAUCCGGCUUGAUUUCGAACAGCCUCAAAUGGAUCCUUACAACACCACUGUAUUCGUUGGUGGGCUGAGCUCCUUGAUCCGAGAGGACGCUCUCCGGGCUCUGUUCGCCCAAUUCGGCGAGAUCCACUAUGUCCGGAUCCCAGCCGGGAAGCACUGUGGAUUCGUGCAGUUUGUCCGCAAGACCGAUGCGGUCAGAGCGAUCGACCACAUGCACGGGUUGGUCGUCGAGGGCAGCCGGAUCAGACUCAGCUGGGGGCGCAGUCAGUACAAGGCGACGCAAGCCGUGGCACUGCAUGCUGCUGUCCAAGGAGCACAGCCCUUUGUGGCGGCCAUCGGCUCCGCAGGGGAGACGACGGCCUUCUCCCUGAGCGAGGGAGCUCCGCUGUCACUGGGUUAUCCUGCGCCCCAUGACACUUUUGCCCCGUUUCCACGUACGCAGCAGCCCCCGAUUUCGCGGCCUACCAACCGAGAGCUCGCGCUUUUCGAGAGCCAGGGACGUCUCGCGGUACCAAUUUAGCUGAAUGCUGUCUAUCGAAAUGCUCUCGUUCGUCCUGCCAUUGUUAUCCUGCUGUCCUGUAUCGAUUAUCGCAUAUUACUUAUUAUGCCAUCACAUAUGUAGUGGUAUAUUCAAUGGAGAUGUAUUCACGUUUUUAUGCUAUGAAUAGUCCAAACGGAGUGGUAAA
This is a messenger RNA of Mycena citricolor, 1809 nucleotides long. The record is from the annotation of a GenBank genome assembly. NCBI's taxonomy places the organism in Eukaryota, Fungi, Basidiomycota, Agaricomycetes, Agaricales, Mycenaceae.